Entelurus aequoreus (snake pipefish) is the source of this 9983-nucleotide messenger RNA. It is a transcript of the gene unc13c, whose product is annotated as protein unc-13 homolog C. Lineage: Eukaryota; Metazoa; Chordata; Actinopteri; Syngnathiformes; Syngnathidae. The record is from RefSeq and is a predicted model, not a curated record. The transcript is spliced from 33 exons. Gene Ontology annotation, biological process: synaptic vesicle maturation; synaptic transmission, glutamatergic; dense core granule priming. Gene Ontology annotation, molecular function: phospholipid binding; calmodulin binding; syntaxin-1 binding. Gene Ontology annotation, cellular component: neuromuscular junction; synaptic vesicle membrane; presynaptic membrane. Bases 637 to 8334 code for a protein of 2565 amino acids.
AGCAGCAGCAUCAUCUUGGCUGCAGUCUGCCAUCAGCAUCAGUACCAGUCUGCAUCCAGCUUUCGGACUACUGUAUUAUCCACACCCAGCGCUCCCAGCACGGGUGUCAGGCAAGAAGCAGCGACCCCCCGCGGGAUUUUUUUUAAUUUAUUUUUUGUGGGGGGUGGGUAGAAAGUGAGCAUGGAGAAGGAGAGGAGCGCGUGGAGGGAGAAGCGGGAUGCGGUGUCUGACGGUCGCGGAGCGAUGCUGCUGUGAGAGAGCCCUCCGUGAGCAGCCAGCUGCGCACCAAGCCGCCCUCUAUAUCCCCCCUCCCUCCAUUCCUCCCUCCCUCCCUCGCUUUCCGUCUCCCGCUCCCUCACCUCCACUCGUCAGCAUCGCCCAUCACCGAACGUGGGGACGGACUCCGGCUCCAGAGGGCUACGCUUGCACCACAGCCGCCACGACCUCCGCCACUGACAUAAAGGGUGAUUUUCUUUUACUGGAUUUAAACACAGUACCCAGUUGCUUCACAGUGUGGCAUCGCCAUCAAAAGACUGCAUUCCAGAAGAGCAAGCUGCUGUAGUGCUCAUCGAGUCAUUGCUCAACUCUCCAUGUACUCUUUCUCUCAUUAACAAGGAGUCUUCAGGGUUGCCAUCCAUGGUUUCUGCCCUAAUCAAGAUUAUAUCAGUUUACAUUGAAAAGAUUUGCAAAGGAAUGUUUACAAAGAAAUUGGCAAACCCAAUCAAGAAGAAAGAGAGAAGUAAAAAUAAAGAGCCAAAACAGACCGCUAACUCUCAAGCACACAAUCUGACUCUGUCGACCACGGUGAAGACCACAGUCAAAAAAAUAUCCAAAUGCUCCUCAGCACGUAACAUAUCGCUGGAAGAAGACGACAGCAAGAACGACUGCUCGUCUCUGUCGCCCACUUUCAGUUACCGUGUAGCUAUCGCAAAUGGACUCCCUAAAACCGCCCCUUUUUUGAAUAAUAAUAAUGAGAGCAUAUUUCCAGAGGUUAUUUCGAUUGACAGUAGCUACUCUGACACACUGAGUGACACAAAGCCUAUCCGGAAACUUGAUGAGCAUAAAUCACACACAAUGCCAGUAAGACGGAACCGGAAAAGCCUUAUCAGCUUGGCUCCCUCUGAUGGGAGCUCUGAGGGCGAACGAGUAGAACGCUCCAGUCUACACACUCUCCGGCUAGGUGCUCUUCGCAAAUUGAGAAAAUGGAAGAAGAGUCAGGAGUGCGUCUCCUCAGACUCCGAGGUGAGCAACUGGAGAAAAACUCUUGGUAUCCGAAGCAAGUCUUUGGACCGUGCGGGACGACAGCAAAAGACCUCAACCCUGGAGCCCGGCUCCUCCUCUACGGGUUGCAUCAGUCAGACACAGGAUGUCAUGGAGAUGAUUUUCAAGGAACUGCAGGGGAUCAGCCAGAUAGAGACAGAACUGUCUGAGCUACGUGGUCAUGUAAACGCCCUAAAGAGCUCUAUUGAUGAGAUUUCAAGCAGCGUGGAGGUAGUUCAGAGUGAAAUUGAGCAACUCCGCUCCGGGUUUGUCCAGUCAAGAAGAGAAACUCGAGAUAUCCAUGACUAUAUAAAACAAAUUAGUCACCAGGCGAAUAACUCAACCUUGCGCUUUCUCAAUGUUCCAGAAGAAAGGUCAGAGAAAACAGAACAUCUUAUUUAUAAAUUACUAAAAGACAAAAUGGGUCUCACUGACGCACAUAAAACAAUUAAAAUUGAGCUUGCUCACAGGUUAGGACAACAAAGAGAAUGUUCUAACGCAAAACCUCGUCCUAUUAUAGUUAUUUUUGCAACCCCCCAAGAUAGGGAUUUAGUUUUAAAGAAAUGCUAUAAACUGAAAGGAACCGGUAUUACAGUUUCCACUGAUAGCUUAACUCGUGAUGGAAAAGACAGAAAGGACAAAACAAUGUCCUCCUCACAAACCUAUGAAAGCAUGGACAUAAAGGUAUCAGGGAAAGAUAAAGUAGAGAGUGAUGACUGGGAUUCGAUGGACAGUGAUAAAGAAUUAGAUGAGUUAAGCAGAAACAAAUAUGCAAUGGUGAUUUCGAAGCCUGCUCACAAGAGUAAAUCAGAAAAAAGGCGAUCCCAUGAACAUAGUCGUUCAGGGGGGGAGGAAGCAGGUUACUCAGGUGCAGUACACUAUGCUGAUGACUCAUACUAUGACCCUGACAAGCACGGGAAGGCUUACUAUUCCGAUGUUACCUCUGGUUGGCUCUCUCAGAGUGACUAUUCCACACCUAAACUUAGUCGCUCUGAAUCAGACUGCUCCAAACUUUGCCAGUCAUACUCCGAAGACUUUUCUGAGAGCCAGUAUUUUACACGGGCAAAUGGCUGCUCGCUGUUGUUGUCGUCUUCAGAUCAGGAACUGUGGCAAAGAAAACAAGAAGAUAUGGCGUCCUCCUGGUAUGCUACCACCAGUCAUGAGAAUCAACCUUAUGAACACAAUGAGAUGGAAACAACAGAGACGGUUGACAGUGGGGUGAGCAAUGGAAUGGUAUGCAUUUCUGGGGAUAGAAGCCACUACAGUGGAUCCCAGUUGUCUUUGCAAGCAGACCUAUCACCUUGGAAGGACUGGCAUCAUAUAGAACAAGGAACAGAUUCAGGCUUGGAAGCAUCUAUAGAGGUCAGCAGUCCGUUUGACCCAACAACCAUCCCUGGUUUUCCAGAGAAUAUAACAAAAUGCCAAGAAGUAGAUUUACAAUUUGAAGGAGAGGAGGAAUUUAUGAUGCUUGACAGAGAGCCUUCUCUGCCACCAAUAACAACCCACAUAAUUCCUCCUAUUGUAGAACGAGAGUCAGUCAAAGCACCAGUCCGCCAGUCCAAAGAGAGUUCCAAGGUGACAGCAAAAGAGAGUGUAAAAGUGUCAUCAAAAGAUGUCUCUAAAGCAACAGCUAAAAUCACAAACAAACAAACAAAGAUUGGGUCAAAAGAUGACACCAACAAAAUACAGGUAAAGGAAAACCCAAAAGUGUCUGCAAAAAUUUCAACUAAAGCAGCAACCAAUGCAACGCCGAAAGAACCCUUAAAAGAGAGGAAAUCCACAGCUAAAGAGACCCUUCAGGCCCUCCCUAAAGACAGCGCAAAACCUAUGACUAAACAUGCCAGCAAGUCCACUGUUGAAGAAUCAGCUCAACUACCUUCGAAGGUAAUUUCUAGUGAAACUAUUAAACUCCGUAAAGCAGCUCCAAAAAAUGGCCAAAUGAUGACACCAAAAGAAAGUCCAAGAAUAUCACCAAAACAGAGCCCUAAAAUAACCCCAAUAGUGAGUCCAGCCUCCACACCCAAAGAGUCCCCUAAAGAGUCCCCAAAAGAAUCCCCAAAACAGUCCCCGAUGGUUAGUGCUAAGGAACCCUUACAAAUGACAAUUAAAGAAGUUUCAAAAGUUGCUGGGGAGGAAAUAACCCAAGAAGCUUCAAAAGUUCCAACAAAAGAGAUAACUCAAGUACCACAUAAGGAGACUAGUAAUAAUACGGCCCCUAAAGAGGAUUAUAGCCUUCCACCGAAAGAGGCCCCAACAGCAGCUCCGAAAGAAAGCCCUAAGGUACCAGUUAAAGAAACCCCUAAAACAGUAAUCUCUCAAGAUGCGCCUACACUGGUUCCUAAAGAUACUCCUAAGGAAACAUCAAAAGUUGUUUCUAAAGAAACAUUUCCUGAAAUAGAUGUCAAUCACAGCUUUCACCAAAAUCAAAGUAAAUCCACGACAAUGUACCGCAGUCAAAGCGAGAUUCGAACAGAGAAGGUGGAAGAGGUGCCCAAGUCAUGGAGCAGUAGGCUCAGCAUAGACCUCAGUGAGAAGUCCUUUGGUUUUGGCUUUGGUUCAACACUACAAAGGGCAAAAUCAGCUCUGGAGGUAGUGUGGAAGACUGGUCCUCAGAAUACUCCUCCACCUCCUCCACCUCCUGAGGAACCUGCAAACUCUUCAUCCUCAUUCAUGGGGCGUUUCCGCACACUGUCCACCUCUACAACUAACAACUCCGCCUCGACAGUUGUCUCACCUUCUCACAAAGAACCUGUUUACCACAAAGCAGAGGAGGAAAAGGUAGCUUCUGAGGAAGAAGUUGUUGAACAAUCAGUGGACAAUGAGACACACUAUGUUGAGGUGAUGGAACAGGUUUUGGCUAAUUUGGAGAACAGGACUAAUGUAGAUGAAAGUGAAGACUUUGCACAGGAAUGUGAGACUUCUCAGGACAAUGAUGCAGAUGAGGAUGGUCAGUCCUCUCAGGACAAUGUCCCUCAGGAUUUAGACACCGCUCAAGAUUUCAGCGCAACCAGAGACAAUGACAUAAGUCAGGAGGCGCAUGUCCUGGAGUAUGACUGCAGGUUGGACGAGCAGUAUGACGAGGAGUACAGUGAGGAGUAUGAAACCAAUGUAACUGAGGACACAGCUGAAUAUGACGCCAUGGUGGAAUAUUUGGACGUGGAGGAACACGACGAGACAGAGGACAAUGACGUAACAGAGGAGAUGGAAGAGGGAGAUGAGGAGAUUGAGGAGAUAGAGGAGAUCAUUGAGGAGGCUAUUGAGGUGUCUGAAAAAGUUGAAGCACAUGGGGAUGAGAGUGAAAACAAAAAUGCUUCAGAGGAAAAGCCUGCCGAAGCACCCCAGAAGAAGCGGGUACGGCCGACAUUUAAGGAGGCGGCUCUGAGGGCCUACCGGAAACAGAUGGCUGAAUUGGAGCAACAGAUCCUGGCAGGAGACUGCAGCGCUUUGGAUACUCAGCCUCGCAGUAUUUUGGACCCCAAAGUGCUCGGCUUGCAGUCUGGAGGGGCCGGCAGUAUUCUUUAUGGUAUUGACAGCAUGCCAGAUUUACGCCGCAAGAGGACAGUGCCUCUUGUCCGAGACCUGGCAGGCAUCUCGUUCGCUCUGGUGAACCGCUCCACCCUAAAUAACGAGGACUUGAAACUACACGUCUUCAAGAAGACCCUCCAGGCCUUGAUUUACCCGAUCUCUUCCACAACACCUCAUAACUUUGAGGUGUGGACAGCCACCGCACCCACCUACUGCCAUGAGUGCGAGGGGCUGCUAUGGGGCAUCGCCCGUCAAGGCAUGCGCUGCUCCGAGUGUGGCGUUAAAUGCCACGAGAAGUGCCAAGACCUGCUCAACGCAGAUUGUUUACAGAGGGCCGUGGAGAAAAGCUCCAAGCAUGGAGCAGAGGACAAGACCCAGAACAUUAUCAUGGCCAUGAAAGAGCGAAUGAAAAUCCGGGAGAAGAACCGUCCCGAAGUGUUUGAGGUGAUCCAGGAGAUGUUCCACAUCUCUAAAGAGGAAUUUGCCAGCCAUCUAAAAACAGCAAAGCAGGCUGUGCUUGAUGGUACCUCCAAAUGGUCCGCUAAAAUCAGCAUCACUGUCAUGAGUGCGCAAGGGCUCCAGGCCAAGGACAAAACAGGCUCCAGCGACCCAUAUGUCACCGUCCAGGUGGGGAAGACCAAGCGCAGGACAAAGACAAUUUUUGGCAACCUCAAUCCGGUGUGGGACGAGAGGUUUUACUUCGAAUGUCACAACGCCACGGACCGCAUCAAGGUGCGUGUGUGGGACGAGGACGACGACAUCAAGUCCAGGGUGAAGCAGCAUUUUAAGCGCGAGUCGGACGACUUCCUGGGACAGACUAUCAUUGAGGUCCGCACGCUCAGCGGGGAAAUGGAUGUUUGGUACAAUCUAGAUAAGAGAACGGACAAAUCCGCCGUAUCCGGCGCCAUUAGACUCAAGAUCAGUGUGGAGAUGAAGGGGGAGGAGAACGUGGUCCCGCCUCAUGGCCAGUACACCUGUUUACAUGAGAACCUGUUCCACUACCUGACUGAGGGCAGGAACAACGGCGUGGUAAAGAUCCCGCAAGUGAAAGGUGAAGAAGCAUGGAAAGUCUACUAUGACGACGUGUCCCAGGAGAUAGUGGACGAGUUCGCCAUGAGAUACGGGGUGGAGUCCAUCUAUCAGGCUAUGACGCAUUUCUCCUGCUUGUCCGCCAAAUACAUGUGUCCCGGUGUGCCGGCAGUGAUGAGCAACCUGCUCGCUAAUAUCAACGCCUACUUCGCCCACACGACCACCACCACCACUACCACUGCCUCCGCUUCGGACCGAUUCGCUGCUUCUAAUUUUGGGAGGGAGAAAUUUGUGAAAUUACUGGACCAGCUGCACAACUCGCUGCGGAUCGACCUGUCCAAGUAUCGGGAUAAUUUCCCUGCCGGAAACCAAGAGCGUCUUCAAGACCUGAAGUCCACUGUGGAUCUUUUGACCAGCAUUACCUUCUUCAGGAUGAAGGUACAAGAGCUCCAGAGUCCACCCAGAGCCAGCAUGGUGGUGAAGGACUGCGUGAAAGCCUGCCUGGACUCCACAUAUAAAUACAUCUUUGAUAACUGUCACGAGCUGUACAACCAGCUGCUGGACCAGAGCCGGAAGCAAGAUCUCCCACGUGAAGAACAAGGGCCGUCUAUCAAGAACCUGGACUUUUGGCCCAAGCUCAUCACCCUCAUGGUGUCGGUCAUAGACGAAGACAGGACAGCCUACACACCAGUCAUCAACCAGUUUCCACAAGAGCUGAACGUGGGCAAAAUCAGCGCUGAGAUGACGUGGACCCUCUUUGCCCUGGACAUGAAGUAUGCAAUGGACGAACACGAUAAGCACCGCUUAUGCAAAAGCACUGAAUACAUGAAUCUUCACUUCAAAGUCAAAUGGUUCCACAAUGAGUACGUGCGCGAAUUGCCAGCCUUCAAGGGGGUUCCGCCGGAGUAUUCUCUGUGGUUUGAACCGUUUGUCAUUCAGUGGCUGGACGAGAAUGAAGAUGUGUCCAUGGAUUUCCUUAAUGGAGCUCUGGAGAGAGACAAGAAGGACGGCUUCCAGCAGACGUCCGACCACGCCCUCUUUUCCUGUUCGGUGGUGGAUGUGUUCACGCAGCUCAACCAAAGUUUUGAGAUCAUCAAGAAGCUGGAGUGUCCCAACCCUCAGGCUCUGGCUCACUUCAUGUGCCGCUUUGCAAAGACUAUCAAUAAGGUUCUUCUGCAGUAUGCUGCAAUCAUUUCCAAGGACUACCCUUUGUAUUUGAAUAAGGAGAACGUGCCCUGCAUUCUUCUCAACAACAUUCAGCAGCUCCGAGUCCAGCUGGAGAAGAUGUUUGAGUCCAUGGGAGGCAAACAGGAGGAGGGGGUUGUGUCCUUCUGUAAGCUGGAUGCAGAGGCCAGUGAUCUGCUGAAGGAGCUGCAAAACAAACUCAACACCGUGUUGGAUGAGCUCAGCGGCGUGUUAGGCUCCAGUUUCAAACCAGUGAUUGAGGACUGUGUCAAGCAGAUGAACCAGGAGCUGGUCCAAAUGAAAGGUUCAGCCAAGGGUAGCAACGCUGCUAUGGAUGCGGAGACCGUCCUCCGGCCUCUUAUGGACCUUCUGGAUAAAAAUUUGAUGUUGUUCGCCAAGAUAUGUGAGAAGACGGUGCUGAAACGGGUUCUCAAAGAGCUUUGGAAGAUUGUGCUUAACACCAUCGAGAGGACUAUCGUCUUGCCUCCGCUGACCGACCAGAGCCAACAAGGAGCUCAGAUGAUCUUCAAUGCUGCAAAGGACUUGGGCCAAUUGUCCAAACUGAAGGAGCACGUCACCCGAGAGGAAGCCAGAAGUCUGACUCCACGUCAGUGUGCAGCCAUGGACCUCGUGCUUCCCACUAUCAAGCAAUAUUUCCAUGCCGGAGGAAACGGUCUGAAGAAAACCUUCCUGGAAAAGAGCCCUGAUAUGAAGUCCCUCAAAUAUGCGCUUAGCCUUUACACUCAACCUACAGAUGCCUUGAUCAAGAAAUAUAUAUGCACCCAAACCUCUCAAGGUCAGUCAAGUAACGGCUCGGUGGGCGAGGUGUCCAUACAAGUGAACCUCAUCUCUCAUCCCGGCACCGGGGAGCACAAAGUCAGCGUGAAGGUGGUCGGUGUGAACAACCUCCUCUGGCAGACCAAUGCCAUGUUCCGGCCGUUUGUGGAGGUCAACGCCAUCGGGCCGCACCUGGCUGACAAGAAGCGCAAAUUCAGCACCAAGACCAAGAACAACAACUGGUCGCCCAAGUACAACGAAACAUUCCAAUACAUCCUGAGCAACGAGCACGGGCCGGAGACGUACGAGCUGCACGUGUCAGUGAAGGACUACUGCUUCGCCCGCGAGGACCGCAUCGUCGGCAUGACGGUGAUCCAGCUGCGAGAGCUGGCCGACUCGGGCAGCUGCUCGGCCUGCUACCCGCUGGUAAAGAGCAUCUCCAUGGACGAGACGGGCCUCACCAUCAUGAGGAUACUCUCUCAAAGGACCAACGACGAGGUGGCCAAAGAGUUUGUGCGACUCAAGACGGACACCCGCUCGGCGGAGGAAGUGUCGUAAUACGGACAAGAGGGCAGGGGAAAAAAAAAAAAACAGUAUUCCAAGUGGUGUUCCGAGUGGUUGUUCUUUGAGAUGAUCCAAAGAGAACAAGCGAGCGAGCAACGGGAGUCGUGUUUGUUUUUUGUGCAUGUGCGUAAAAACAUCUGUUGGAAUGUUCAUUUGAAUACUACAAGUACGUACAAGUGUUUACUUACCGUAUGCUUACUAUUAAGUACUAUAUUCUACCACUUACGUUAAAACCAGACACGGAGAUACCUUUUUGUACAACAUUUAGUCUUUUUGAACUGAGAUUUGUUCCAAUAAAGUGCCAAACCAGUGGAGUUCAAAAUAAAAAAAAAAGAAACAAAAAUAGAAGAAAACGCGUAUACAAAUUACGGCGAUGAACUUAGAACAGUAUGUUGGAAAUUUGCUCGAUUAUUUUGUCCGGUGUAAGUCACUUUCUGACCGUGUGGCGUUCUGAUUGUUGCAGAGUCUUGUUUUUUUUCACCACGCAGUAUGUGUAGGGCCUCGCUGUUUUCAUUUGUUUUUGUUGUAUUUAGUUUUUUCCACCAAAUGUCCACCCAUCAGUUUUGGAGUCCACUUGUUUGUUUGUUUUGUUAUUGUAUUUUUUUAGGGGUCCCUUGUUUUUUUUGUUUUUUUAUGUAUUUUAGUUUUGUCCACUCUGCAGUAUUUGUGUACUUUUUUUUUUUUUUUUUGCCAUGCAGUACUGUUUUCUCUUCUUCUUUAUUAUUAAAUCAAAUAUGUAUAAAAAUCAUUAUAAAUAGUUUUUAAAUUGUAAUUUAAUUAUAUUUAGAUAUAAUUUUUUGAAAUUUUAAUUACAUUACAUGUAUUCAUUUGUAUUAUUUUUUGCUACCUUGCACUUUUUAUUUAUGCGAGUGAUUUUGUGUUUAGCUUUUUCAAAUGAUUGCCACCCAUCACUGUUGUGCAUGUCCAAAAUGUUGUGUUAUUUCUUAUACCAUGUGUCCAGUCACCACCAAGCAGGGCCCUGACCCAUUUUUGCCUUCUUUGUAUCGUAAGUCCACCCAGAGAAGAACCACAUAUUUGUUUCUGUUUUUACGGCGAUGACUGCUAAACAAACCUCGUAAUUUUCUAAUCAUGACAGUUAAUAACAGCAGCCUUUGGCAAAUGAUGGACACAUUUUUUGUUGGACUUUUUUUCUGCACUUUUGUUCUUUAUACCCAUCAGCUUCCAGCCUUUCUAAAUGACCACUGUGAACAUGAGCUUUGAAAGGCAAGCUUUGAACAUCAUUUAUUCAUGUCAUUCUCUCAUUCAUCUCGUCUGAUGGUUCAGUUCCUUACAAACUGCCAAAGUCUAUUCGAAUAUUUGUACAAAAGCAAUCCAUUCCAUGUAGGGAGCUAUACGGUAUAUAUGUACAUGUGGAAAUGUCGAAAUGAGAGUUGCACAUGGUACUGUAAAAAAAAAAAAAAAAAAAAAAAACACACAAAAAAAACAUUCUGAGCUUCUGCCAUUUUAUUUUUUUAUUAUUUCUUUGUCUUCAUUAAAAGGAAAGAGUUUAACAUUUUGGUAAAUAUGCAACAUUCCUAUGUAUUGCACUGAUGGCAAAUUGUAUGUCAUGUAAAUAUAUUUAGUGAGAUAUUGUACAAAAAGUCUACUUUUUCUUCAAUGUGCAUAAAGUAUGUGCUAAUGUA